AUGGCAGCCACAAAUUCCCACCCGGAGGUGGUGGAUGAGCAUGAAGCUCGGUCAGUGGUUGAGUCAACUCAACCCAGCACUCGCCGAUCGAUCUUUCGAUCAAUUCCAUUCCAGAUUGCCGUUGCUAGCGCUGUGUCUUUCACUGCACCUGGUAUGUGGGAUGCCUUGAACAAUCUGGGUGCGGGUGGUGCGGCAGAGCCCUAUGCUGUUUCUGCAGCAAAUGCUUUGGUCUAUGGUUUGUUCGCGAUUGUGUGUGUUGCAGCUGGAGCUAUCAACAACCGCAUCGGCCUCCGUUAUGGAUUGACGCUUGGAGCUAUUGGCUACCCCAUCUAUGGUGCCGGUCUUUACACCAACAACAACUCGGCAAACACAUGGUUCAUGCUCUUCGGCAGUGCCUUGUGUGGUAUCUCUGCCGGUUUCUUCUGGGCUGCUGAGGCUGCCAUCAUUAUUGGAUAUCCUAGCCCCCACGAGCGUGCAUUCUACCUUGCAAUCUGGCAAACUGCAAAGGCCGCUGGCCCAAUUGUGGGAGGUGCGAUUAACUUGGGCCUCAACGCACAAACUUCGACAACAGGAUCCGUCAGCUCCAGCACAUACAUCGUGUUCAUCGUCAUCAUGUGUCUUGGAUUCCCCAUCGCCCUCCUACUUAGCCCUGCUGAGAAGGUGCAGCGCAAGGACCGAACCUUGGUCCUUGUGCACAAGCAAGCCUCCUGGGCUGCUGAGUUCAAGGCUGCGCUUUCUCUGAUUGCUACUCGCCGUGUCCUCCUCCUCCUACCCUCCUUCUUCAUCAGCUACUUCUACAACGGCUUCCUCAGCACGUGGCUCACCACCUACUUCACCGUCCGAGCUCGCGCAUUCUCCUCCUUCUUCACCAACUUCGCCGGCAUUGCCUCCUCAUUCAUCAUCGCCGGACUUCUCGAUCGCCAGGGUAUCCACAUCAAGACCCGCGCCAAGAUCGCCUUCAUCUCUAUUGUGACCAUUCUCACCGGCACCUGGAUCUGGGCUUCGAUUCUUCAGAACCAAUUCUACAGUGCCCCCGAAUCGCCCGUCUUCGACUGGUUCACCGGCGGAUUCGGAAAAUCCUACGCUCUCGUCUUCUUCUGGACUUUCGGCGGCCAGGCAUUUCAACAAUUCCUGUACUGGCUUAUCGGUCAAUACAGCACCGAUAUCUCGUCAUUGUCCUACCACUGCGGUAUUCUGCGUGGAUUCGAGGCCCUGGGUCAAACUGUUGCCUGGGCUAUGCAGUCUGAGGGUGGUGCCAACCACUUUGUCAGCAUUGGUCUCAACUUUGGAAUCACGCUUCUUGCUGUGGUUCCGACCUGGAUCGUCUUGUCCGAACUUGAGCACAGCCAUGAGGUUCAAGUGACAGCGGAGGAUGUUAACUCCAAGAUUCAGGAUGAGAACCAAGCUUAG
This is a messenger RNA of Penicillium subrubescens, 1410 nucleotides long. RefSeq lists its product as uncharacterized. Gene Ontology annotation, biological process: transmembrane transport. NCBI's taxonomy places the organism in Eukaryota, Fungi, Ascomycota, Eurotiomycetes, Eurotiales, Aspergillaceae. The record is from RefSeq and is a predicted model, not a curated record. Bases 1 to 1410 code for a protein of 469 amino acids. The transcript has 2 exons. Gene Ontology annotation, molecular function: transmembrane transporter activity.